AUGCUUUACGAGGUCCCAGGAGCCGAAUCGGAGCAGAAGGCCGAUGCCCUAGCCGCCAGGCUGAGGGAAUGUUUCGCGACCGAGGACGUCAUUGUGUCCCGGCCUACAAAGUGCUCGGAGCUGCGUAUCUCGGGGCUGGACUUCGCGGCCACCUCAGAGACGGUCCAGGCCCUCUGCAAUGCCGGAGAGUGCGCUGCGGAGUCAAUUAAAGUGGGGCAGAUUCGACCAGACAGGUCGGGCAUGGGAGCCGUCUGGGCCAAAGUGCCCACUAGGGCGGCGAAGAAAAUAAAGGCGGCCCGCGUGAAAAUAGGAUGGGUCGUAGCCAGGGUGACCGUGCUCGAGGCGCGCCCUAUGCGGUGUUACCGCUGCCUCGAGCAGGGUCACGUUAGGAACGCGUGCGACUGUUCCCACAGACCACAGCGGACUAUGCUAUCGCUGCGGAAAGCCGGGACACAAGGCCCGGGAGUGCCAAGAGACGCCGAACUGCACCCUGUGUGCCGCUAA
Manduca sexta (tobacco hornworm) is the source of this 504-nucleotide messenger RNA. RefSeq lists its product as uncharacterized. The record is from RefSeq and is a predicted model, not a curated record. Gene Ontology annotation, molecular function: nucleic acid binding; zinc ion binding. The transcript has a single exon. Bases 1 to 504 code for a protein of 167 amino acids. Lineage: Eukaryota; Metazoa; Arthropoda; Insecta; Lepidoptera; Sphingidae.